Sardina pilchardus (European sardine) is the source of this 5996-nucleotide messenger RNA. RefSeq names its product gamma-aminobutyric acid (GABA) B receptor, 1b (gene gabbr1b). The record is from RefSeq and is a predicted model, not a curated record. Gene Ontology annotation, biological process: G protein-coupled receptor signaling pathway; gamma-aminobutyric acid signaling pathway. Bases 263 to 3250 code for a protein of 995 amino acids. Lineage: Eukaryota; Metazoa; Chordata; Actinopteri; Clupeiformes; Clupeidae. The transcript has 24 exons. Gene Ontology annotation, molecular function: G protein-coupled GABA receptor activity. Gene Ontology annotation, cellular component: G protein-coupled receptor heterodimeric complex; membrane.
AUACGUUUGGUUUCCAGAACAAUCUUUUGAUAUUUAUAAAUAGGCACGCGACCAUUAUCACGCAAUAUUAAUAAUUUUAUUACACAUGAAGAUUGUCGGAUCUCGACAUUAAUAAUAUCUGCAAGCAAUUUAAACAUAGAUCCUUGUUGUGGUCACACGCACGCGAGUACACGUUCACGUACACACAUACACCAGCCUCUCCACUGAAGAGGACCUCUACUGAGUGGCGUCCCGCGGAGAGCCCGAGCAGCGCGGUGGAGAGAUGGCCCUGUCAUUUCUUCUUUUCAUUCUCUCUGUGUCUGCCUCGCUCACUGCGGCAGCUCACAAUACAACUGCAGGCUGCAACAUCAUCCGGCCCCCCAGAGAUGGAGGGAUCCGAUACAGAGGCCUGACACAAGAGCAGAUCCGGAGUGUGCAGGUGUUGCCAGUGGACUAUGAGAUUGAGUACAUCUGCAGGGGAAACCGUGUCAUCGUGGGACCAAAAGUCAGGAAGUGUCUACCCAAUGGAACCUGGACUGAUCCUAACCAGAAAAGCCACUGCUUGCUGCCGUGUCCUCGUGUGUGGACGUCCCUGGAGAACGGGCGUGUGAGCGUGUGGCCGGCCGGGCCCUCGGUGGAGGGGACGGUGCUGCAGUACUCCUGCCUGCCCGGGUUCAUCCUCAUGGGCCGCAACUCCACACACUGCAACAAGGCUGGCAAGUGGGACUCCCCCAAGCCCGUCUGCCACUAUGACAGAAAUUACACCGGCAAGAAGAAGCUGUACAUCGGAGCCCUGUUCCCCAUGAGCGGUGGAUGGCCUGGGGGCCAGGCCUGCCUGCCUUCCGCCCGGAUGGCCAUGGAUCUGGUGAACAACAGAACAGACAUCCUGCCGGACUAUGAGUUGGAGAUGAUCCACUAUGACAGCAUGUGUGAUCCAGGUGAGGCCACUAAGCUGCUGUAUGACCUGCUCUACUCUGAGCCCAUAAAGAUCGUCCUCAUGCCCGGAUGCAGCUCCGUAUCUACCCUGGUCGCCGAGGCAGCACGCAUGUGGAACCUCAUAGUGCUGUCCUAUGGCUCUAGCUCUCCAGCUCUGUCCAAUCGUCAGCGCUUCCCCACCUUCUUCCGCACGCAUCCGUCCGCGACGCUGCACAACCCCACCCGCGUGCAGCUCUUCCAGAAGUGGAAGUGGACCAAGAUCGCCACCAUCCAGCAGACCACCGAGGUCUUCACGUCGACUCUGGAUGAUUUGGAGCAGCGUGUGAAGGAAGCUGGGAUUGAGAUCAGCGUGAGGCAGAGUUUUCUCACUGAUCCCGCCGUCGCUGUCAAGAACCUCAAGCGGCAGGACGCCCGCAUCAUAGUGGGACUCUUCUACGAGACAGAGGCCAGGAAGGUGUUCUGUGAGGUCUUUAAGGAGAAGCUGUACGGGAAGAAGUACGUGUGGUUCCUGAUUGGCUGGUACGCAGAUAACUGGUUCAAGAUUAAAGACCCGUCCAUCAACUGCACGGUGGAGAACAUGACCGAGGCGGUGGAGGGUCACAUCACCACGGAGAUCGUCAUGCUGAACCCAGAGACUGUACGCGGAGCAUCCAACCUGACGUCUCAGGAGUUCCUGACCCAGCUGAUGUCCCGGCUGGGGGGCAUGAACCCCGAGGAGACGGGGGGCUUCCAGGAGGCGCCCCUGGCCUACGACGCCGUCUGGGCCCUGGCCCUGGCCCUCAACAAGACCGUGGGGCCCCUGAAGGCCAAGGGCCGGCGCCUGGAGGACUUCAACUACAACACCAAGGACAUCACGGCCGAGAUCUACCGCGCGCUCAACACCAGCUCCUUCGAGGGAGUCUCGGGCCAUGUGGUGUUCGAUGCCCAGGGAUCCAGGAUGGCUUGGACUCUCAUUGAACAGCUCCAAGGAGGAAGUUAUAAGAAGAUUGGAUAUUACGAUAUGACCAAAGGCAAUCUCUCCUGGUUUGGAAAUGACAAGUGGAUCGGUGCUGGCCCUCCGGCAGACCAGACUCUGGUGAAUUUUGAGUACCGCUACCUCUCCCAGAAGCUCUUCAUCUCCGUGUCGGUGUUCGCCGGCUUCGGCAUCCUGUUUGGCAUCGUCUGUCUCACGUUCAACAUCUACAACAGCAACGUCAGGUAUAUUCAGAACUCGCAGCCCUACCUCAACAACAUGACGGCGGUGGGCUGCAUGAUGGCGCUGGCUGCAGUGUUUCCUCUGGGAAUGGACGGCCUGCACGUACACAGAGACCAGUUUCCUGUUGUCUGCCAGUUCCGCUUGUGGCUGCUGGGUUUGGGCUUCAGUCUGGCGUAUGGCAGCAUGUUCACUAAGAUCUGGUGGGUCCAUACUGUCUUCACCAAGAAGGAUGAGAAAAAGGACAAGAGGAAGCACCUGGACCCUUGGAAGCUGUAUGCCACUGUGGGCAUUCUGUUGGUCAUCGACAUCACGUCCCUCAUGAUCUGGCAGAUAGUUGAUCCCCUGCACAUCACUGUGGAGAAGUUCACCCGCGAGGCUCCUAAAGGGGAUCUGGACGUCCUGAUUGAGCCCCUGCUGGAGCACUGCAGCUCAGAGAAGAUGAACACCUGGCUAGGAGUGGUGUACGGAUAUAAAGGGCUGCUGCUUCUCUUGGGCAUCUUCUUGGCCUACGAGACUAAAUCUGUCUCCACAGAGAAAAUCAACGACCACAGGGCUGUGGGCAUGGCUAUCUACAAUGUUUCUGUUUUGUGUAUGAUCACCGCUCCGGUCACCAUGAUCUUGUCGUCCAAGCAGGAUGCCUCCUUUGCUUUCGCUUCCCUGGCCAUCGUCUUCUCUGUCUACAUCACUUUAGUGGUGCUGUUUGUCCCUAAGAUGCGGAGGUUGAUUACGCGUGGCGAGUGGCAGUCGGACCAGCAGGAGACGAUGAAGACGGGCUCGUCCACCAACAACAACGACGAGGAGAAGAGCCGACAGCUGGAGAGAGAGAACAAAGAGCUGCAGAGGAUCAUCCAGGAGAAGGAGGAGAGGGUGUCCGACCUGCGGAACCAGCUGUCCGAGAGGCAGGCGCUGCGCUCGCGCCGGCGUCCGUCCUCGGGCACCCAGAACCACAGCGCGCCGCCAGUCUCCGCCCCGCAGGGCGACCCCAAGGCCCUGCUGCCCCCGCCGGGCUACCCGCUGCCCGCCUCCGACAACCACGCGCUGCCCCCGUCCUUCUCCAACUCCUCCAACCUCUACCAGCCCGACGGCAAGAUCAGCCGCAACCACUGCCACACCAGCCGCCUGCCCCUGCUCUACAAGUGAGAGGAGACCGCAGAGGAGCGCAGGAGGAGGAGGAGGAGGAGGAGGAGGAGAAGAGGAGGAGAGGAGGUGGCAGGAGCAGAGGAGGAGGUGGAGGAGGGGGAGAGGAGGAUGAGACAGAGUACGAGGAACUUGAAGGGGAGAACAAACAUGCAUUUCUCUCUCUCUCUCUCUCGUUCUCCCCCUCUUUCUCUCUUUCUCUUUCCCUCUCUUUGUGCAGGAUGAGACAGAGUGCGAGGAACUUGAAGGGGGAAGGGGAGAACAAACGUGCACUUUCUCUCUCUCUUUCUCUCUCUCUCUCUUUCUCCCCCUCUUUCUCUCUUUCUUUUUCCCUCUCUUUGCACAUAGCCUGUGAGGGGGAGGAUGUGCCGUUUUGGUUUUGAUGGGGUGGAAAUCGAUGUUUUGGCUUGUUGUUUUAGCAGGAAAUCAAACCACACUCACAGUGAGAUGACACAGAUGAGACCCGUGGGGGUGUCUUAAGAUGGGGGGGUGCACUGUUGAGUCAUUACGAAAGGCUGAGUGAUUUUCCAUGUAACAAACAAACAAAAAAAAAAAUCCAAUCUGAUGCACCUGAAUACUCACCUUAGGUGAACCUUUAUCUCCCCCAUGUCACCACACCACACACUACACCACUAACCUCUCGGGAGGCCUGAGGGGCUUUCAGCUGCAUGAUGGUAAACAUGAUAGAGGUGGAUGUGCAUACCAUCUUUAGCAUAUGGCCUGACUGGACUUGACCUGUUUAUUAUCUGACAUGAAGCGUAAGAAAGUUAGUGUUGACUAAUAUGUAACGUGUGUCUGUGUGUGUGUGUGUGUGUGUGUGUGUGUGUGUCUGUGUGUGUGUGUGUGUGUGCGUAUGUGUGUUUGUGUGUGUGUGUGAUACACUUUUGUGUUCAGAAAGGUAUAAGUUAACAAUCUGGAAGGAUUUGAUGAGUGAUUCCAUGAGAUAUGGGCAAAACAGAAAAAAAAAGACCCUCCAGCGCUAUCUAGCUGAAGCCUCACCUUAGGUGACCCCUUUCCCUCCUCCGACCUGUCUCACUGCGCUCAUCCACUCACACAUCUGGAGGGAGCUGCCACAGCUGCACGGUGGAGCCUGACAGCAGCGCUCACUAGCGCCCUCUACUGGUGUAGAGUAGAGUAGCCAGGCAAGCGGCUCUGAAGUCAUAUUUGAACACAAUCGGCACGUUUGAAUGUGUCUGGAUGCGAAAGACAGUACUGUGCAAAUGUUCGUGGCACUUGUGUUAAACUGUACUUUACUGGAUGCUUUAAAAAAGAAUGACAUGAACCAUUUUUACUUAUGAAAUAUCAACCUCCCUUUGUUUUGAGAAGCAUCAGUUGACUUAUGUGUACACCUGUACAAGCUAUUUGGCAGGCAUUUUGGAGUUAUUAUCACAGUUCUUUAUUGCAUUUAGUCUUGAUUCUUUCACUAUAUAAUUCCAGAUUACACUGGUUUCUUCCAGUGGCUGAUGACUUGUAGUUCUUCAAUCUGCAAUGUAGUUUGUGUUGAUAUUUUUCUUACUUUUAUGGCCUACAAAUGUCUCACUGGAAAACUCAUUGGAUGUUUUAGAAUAUAAAAUACACAAUACGUUGGCAAACUAGUGCUAUAAUAAUGUCAGAAAGCAACUGCUGAAGUUGUUUUGUGCAGCAACUUAAGUGCCCAAUACCUUUGCACAGUACUACCUGUCCAGUUCAAUUGAUUUCGGUGAUUUCAGUUUACCUUAUAAUUCUUGGAAAAGGGUGUGUGAUGAGUGUGUAUGUCUGUCUCUCUAGCAUUCACACCUACACACACACACACACACACCGGAAAGUGGUGCAGUGCAGUAGCGUUCCGUUCCGUUCCGUUGCAUAGCCGGCCUCUUUCUUAUGGCUUUUCCUGUCUCCGUUCGAAAGUUUCUAAAUGAAAUCAUUGCACCAUGGUGUCACUUUCAAGUUGAACCCGCCGUGGCUUGCUUCUUCCAUGUCUGUGUGCAGGGAUGCAUAGAUGUCAGCGUUAUGCACCGAAUACAGGACACAGAGAGCGCACAGCAAGACAUUUUCGGCUGAAAAAAAAUGGGCUUUGUUUUAUUUGUACAUUAUUGUGAUGCUGUGUGAAUCAAACCUGCCAGAUACUGUGCAGUACAGUUCAGGUGUCACAGAGAGCAGCCUCACAGAUCCAGCAGCUGAACUAGUCAGUGAUUGGUCAUCACUGCUAAUUAGAAUGAGGUCAUAGUCUCGCCUGGGCUGGACAUGUGGAACUGAACGCUGAUAAGCAAGGUUUCAUAGGAAACACUAAAAGGGAACUGAAGUACUGCACCCCUCCCCUCUCUCCCUCACACACACACACACACACACACACUGCAGUGAAAGACAGACAAACUUUACUGACUUUUUUCAUAUGAUAGAAAAACAUAUGAGCGCUAUUCUCAAGAAUCAGGGGUUGAACAGUAAACUCCCCUACAAUCAUCCACGCCGUUUAAAACUCUUUGUGAAUAUUGGCUCACAAUCUUGUCUCUCAUGAUCUUGUUCCUGUUCCUGUUUCUGUUUCUGUCUGAUGAUAGAUAUCAUUGAUGUUUAUAUGAAUAAUGACAUGCACAAUUGUAAAUGAUAUGUAUGUACAUGAUAAAUGUAUUCUUAAACACAGAAGUAUAAAUUGUAUUCGCACAUGCUAUUAAAAAAAAGAUAUUUAUAUUGACUGCUUUAGAGUCUAGAGACGAUGUGAAAUGUGAUUACUGUAGUUCUGAUUUGGUGACUCAAUAAACAAGUUGUUUUUUAC